Dentiscutata erythropus is the source of this 1959-nucleotide messenger RNA. Lineage: Eukaryota; Fungi; Glomeromycota; Glomeromycetes; Diversisporales; Gigasporaceae. The record is from the annotation of a GenBank genome assembly.
AUGUGGAACCAUGAGCCCGAUACUAUUGAAAAUGUACCGGAGCCAACUCCUUCUGAGAAAAAAAGCGUGAAAAAAUCACCUACAAGUGCUACCACUUUACAACCAAUGGCUGAUAAAUUUUCUGACUUGUCAGUUUCUACCGAAACUACUUACACACAAAAUACAGCAUUUAAUCCAACAAAAUCAAAUCCAGGUUAUCUGGACGAAAGCAAACAGCAAGUGGAAAUGAAAAAAGAAGACGAUUAUUGGAAAUGUAAUGAAUCACAUUCUACACAAGAUUAUAUGACUACAUAUUCUCACGAUUAUAAAAAAAAAGACGAACGACAACACGAUCUUAUAAUAAAUGCUUCGGCACCAUUAUCUUCGUCUAGUGAACCUUUUGAUACUUCUCCAACCACUCCACAAUUUAACAAAAGACGACAAGACUCGUUUGGAUCUUCUCGGGAAGGAAUGGCUUCUACUACAUAUCCAUUAUAUGCUUCACCUUAUCAUCAAUACCCAUCACAUAAUUCACAUCCACAAUAUGGAAUUUAUGGUUCACGAGCAUCGGAUUAUUCAUCUUCACAACAGUCAAUUGGUUCAUCUCAGAUUAUAAGCACAGCAGGUCGUAUUUCAAAUGAUGAUGAAAUGAAUGCUCAGAAAAUAAUUAAAACUGAAUCUAUUGAUGAACAACUAUCAACAUAUUGGACUGGCUCUUUAGUUAAAGGACAAUUGGCUCAAUAUAUUGGGCGGGUCAUAGUUAAACCUUUGAAAGAUAGAUGCGAUAACGUUGAUUAUAUAGGUACUAUCAUGAGUCAACCUCAAUUAUGGAUGAGAAAUAUGUUACCACAACCAUAUGCGGAGAGAUUGGUAGAUCCUAAAGAUUCAAUUAAAUAUCCAAUGUUUUUAAUGGAUUUUAUUGAUGAUGGAAAUGAUAACACACGGAAGGCAAUAGAAGCUGACCUUUUAGGAAUGAAAUGGAAUGAAAUUGUGGGCAUUAUUUGGCUUAAUGAUUCUUCAAAUUUGUGUUGGCUAGUUUUCCCAAAUUCUCAACGAACUUCCACUCAACUAAGAAUUGUGCCCCGUCCUAUAGAAAAAUUUAUAAUUAUUCCAAAAACUAUAUACAUAGAUGAAAACACGCCAUUUGGUUAUAUUGAAAGUAUUAAACAAUCUGACCCACAAACAGUGGCCAUUACUCAAAAUCCUAUAAUCCAAGAUCGACUUACAGAUGACUUAUAUUACGCAACUCAAGUAUCAAUACUAUCAAAUAACUAUUAUGCUUUACCAGAAUUAUGUAGAAAUAAUCCAUAUUUUGGAGUAUUUGGUUCAAAAGAAAAAUUUGAAGUUAGAGAAAUUAUUGAAGCUAUUCAUGUUAAUUACUUGAACCAAAUCAACUUUAUACCACGAUUAAUUGAACUUAAACAUAAACAGGAUUGUAAAUUUCAUAUAUUUGGGUGUGAUUUAUAUUCACCUGAUCCUGUUAAUCUUGUUGAAUGUUUUUCCUCUGGUGGAAUUGUUACGGUAACGCCACAGGUUUUUUUGUCAGGACGUUAUAAUGAUAUUAUUCAAAGGGUCAUGGAUGUCUGCAAUAAGCAACUUAUAGAAAAAAAUUGGAAAUGGACUAUAAAACUAUAUUCAGAAAUUGGCACAAUGCUCGAUGCUAUGUGUACCGAACAGGAAUAUAAAGCAUAUUUUACAUAUACAAGAUUUAAGAAUCAUAUGGAAUGCCAACACUUUGAAUUGUUCAACGAUGAGGAAGUUAAAUGUAUUGAAAAACUUCAAAAACAAGAUCCACCGAUGGUGAAAAUCUUAUAUUAUAUAAUGACUAGAAUACAUAAUUCACAUCUGACAGAAUUUAGGCAUGUCAUCUUGAUUCAAGACGAUACUGAAGUAGAAUUGGGAGUUGCUGAUGUUCCUGGAGUUGAAAGGAUGUUAUUAACAGAUUUUGAAUCAAUAUUUGGAUGCAGUGAAUCCGUCUAA